GCAUAAUGAAAUGAUUCAGGGAUAUUCAGGGGGGGGUUCAAGGAGGUAAGUGGCUUUUGAACCGCCCUAGCUUGAGUGCAAGAUAGCUGCGGUCACCAUUGUGGUCACCUGCGAUCGCUCAGGCCUGAGGCCCUCCGAAGACUUGACAGAUUUGGGCAGGGCGGAUCAUCGGUUUGGUCUUGUGGAGGUGCGCCUGGAUGGCAGCGGAAGACUUUGCAUUUUCGUCCAGAUGGAUCGGAUCUGGCACUUGAUCAAUUGGCAACUGCCAGGAUUGGAGGCCGUUGGGCUCCCGAGUGCGAGGUUCUGCGGCUGCACCGAUCCACGGUUGAAGCCUUGGGAGCCAGCGACAAGGUGGUCUCCUGCCUGCGUGUGAUGGACGCCGUGCCGGAGGGUGUGAUCACCGUAGAGCUGAAGCCUGGCUGUGGCUUGCUGGAGCUCUAUGGCCAACCAGGGCUGUACCACAUGCAAGAUCAGUCUCUACUGCGAUCUGCGGAGAUGGCCAAAGGGGGGAGGUACAGCGCGCCUGACCUCUUCUCUGGUCGAAAGGACCGCGUGUUGAGGGCCCUGGAAGCCUUGUGCGAGGGGCCCACGACAACAGCGGGAGAUGCCGAGCUACAGGUCCUCCUGGAUGAUCGCCUGGCUUCACAGGAGGAGGCUGUGGAGCUCUUGAAGCUGGAGGUCCCAGGUGCAAACACAUCGUCGCCCUUACUUUCUAUUGUCGCUGAUUUGCUGGAUGCCCGCGGAGAAGCCUUUCCGAUGCUUCCUGGCAUUUUGCGAGCCCAAUGUGCUGGCCGUGCGCUGAACGCCAGCUGUGCCCAGCUUUGGGAGACGCUGGGUCGCAGCGCACCCCACUGGCGACCCACUCGGGAGGAGAUGGAGAACGCCAUGAAGAGAGGGUAUUGGUCCCUGCCUGCAGACCAGAGCGGCUUGCACUCCCGCGAACGGGAGGCGGAGCGACUCUUGGACCGUGCCAAGCGGGAGAUGUGGCAGGAAGGAAGCCAAUCGCGCCUGGAACUGGAGAAGCAGAUCCGAAAGUUCCUGUGCCUACACCUCUUGGGUGAUGCCGCCUGUGAAGUUCGCCUGAGGAUCAACUUGGUACGGCCUUCGGAUGCACAGCAGGAAGUUCUCUCAGAAUAUCGUUUCGCUCCUUUGCCAGGGAUGCCUGACAUUUGGUGUCGGGUCGAAAUGGCACCGCUGCAUCUCAAGCUAUCAACCUAGCUCGCUUGCGCCGUUCAAA
Molecule: messenger RNA, 1237 nt
Organism: Durusdinium trenchii
Lineage: Eukaryota; Dinophyceae; Suessiales; Symbiodiniaceae
Source: the annotation of a GenBank genome assembly